Aspergillus pseudotamarii is the source of this 1764-nucleotide messenger RNA. RefSeq lists its product as uncharacterized. Lineage: Eukaryota; Fungi; Ascomycota; Eurotiomycetes; Eurotiales; Aspergillaceae. The record is from RefSeq and is a predicted model, not a curated record. Gene Ontology annotation, biological process: regulation of DNA-templated transcription; DNA-templated transcription; response to xenobiotic stimulus. The transcript has a single exon. The coding region runs from base 1 to 1764 and encodes 587 amino acids. Gene Ontology annotation, molecular function: zinc ion binding; DNA-binding transcription factor activity, RNA polymerase II-specific; DNA binding.
AUGGACGCCAACCCACCCCCAGAGCAAGCCCCACAAACUCGACGCCGCCGCACCCGACUCGCCUGCGAGGCGUGCAAGAUCCGGAAACGCAAAUGCGACGGCCAAACACCAUGCGAAUCCUGCAGUCGAUAUGAUUACCGUUGCUGUUAUGAGCCGCCUCCUCGCAAAAGGCGACUCACGACCGUAGCCGCCGGGCAAACAUUCUCGCCACCCGUUACACUGCCAUCACCCGGUCCAGUACCCCCUUCUUCUACGGCUCGGGAACCCAGUAGCCGCCGACCAACUGAGGAGAAAUCAAUGGAAGCCAACUCCGGGGUCAUCUUUCCACAGUUACUGGGCCUUAAGCUGAGUCCCGACCAUGCGCCUUCUAUGCAGCACGGCUCCGGAUGGAACUUGGGUGUGCGCCGGAGUCCGCAUCGUUCGGAAAAGAGCAUUACCUGGAUCUUAUCGCAGGCUGCGUGGCAGAAGUUGUUUGGUGUUUAUGUUGAGAAGAUUCAUCCUGUGUAUGGGUUCUUGGAUCUGGAGGUUGUGGCUGGACAGGCGGGGAGGAGGUGGGAGGAUCCCUGCGCGUCCAACGAGUAUGAUGCCGUUCUGUGCGGGGUGGGGGCAUUAGGAUCAUUGUUCUCUUCGCGGUCAAAAGCAAGCGAACAGGAACGUCAUUUGAUUGAUUGCGCAAAAGAUAUUCUCGAGACGACGAGUACGUUGGUAGUUAGUCCGGGCGUUCACGAUGUGGAGGGCUGGUUGCUGCGGACCAUGUAUUUGAGAUGUCACAGUACGCCGCAUGCUGCGUGGAUAGCCUCGUGCACAACGAUGCAUAUUGUCGAGGCUGCCGGGUUACAUCGUGAGUCCACUCGUGGCUCACUGGUUUAUCCGGAGAUUAACCCCGGCGGCCAGCCGGAAAACGUGGAAUGUAGGCGACGGUUGUUUUGGAUUGCCAAGUUACUCAAUACAUGGAUUUCUUUCGAGUAUGGCCGAUCGCAGGUCGUCAUUCGAGGAGCUCAGUGCCCAGCUCCUACGCCAAAAGCUGGGGAUCCUACAAGUGACCUCAUUUCACUGUUCCAGUUAUCGGAAAAGUUAGACCCGGACCAGACGGUCCAAGUAUUGGAGUUGGAAGAGUCGCUUGUCCGGCUGGAAGAUUUUCAAUUUGAAUCCGACGCUGUCAUCCUAUCUCAGAGUGUGCUCGCCUUUACUAUUUAUCGCCGUCUGCAGUUACUGAACUCCACCACCAAUAUGACAUCCGUCGUCGACCGGGUCAUUCGACUAGGCUGUAGAGGCCUGGCCGCUUCAUCCAGAUCCAUCGAUGCCAGCUGUCCUUGGUGGCAUGUUAGUAACGUCCCCUUCCAGUUUACCUGUAUUCUCCUCGCGAUGGAUACGCGAAAAUCACUCGUCCACGUCAAGGAUUCGCUCGCUACGUUGAAAAAAGCAGCCGACCAUUUCGCGACACAGAAGGCGCGAAAGGCAUACAAAAACAUCGAUUUCCUAGUCAGGUUAUCUCAGAAACGGAAAGAACAGGAUGCGGCCCUGUUGAAUGAAUCCGUAGGAUCGAGCCAAGGUAAGCCAGAUGAUCCUACGGCCGAAGAGCAGUUGAAUGGGUCUGCAUCACCGCUGGGGGGUACUGGCACGGAGGAUACCUGGUCUGCAGACACGCUGCUGAAUCCAAUGGAUCCGGCUUCAUUGAACUAUAGCUAUGACUGGGAUAUCUUUGUGCGUGAUGCUCUAGAUUUCUCGACUACGUUUCCGAGGUUGGCGGAGCAAGAAUAUUGA